AAGAGACGUUCAUUCAUCGUCAUAUGAACGCGUUUAUUCUGAUGAAAACAUCAAUAUAAACGCAGACACUCUGAUGAGCGAGAAACAAACGCGUCUGAUGUGAAUGUGCGUCUGUACUGUGGAAUGAUGGUGGAUAACCGGUACGCCACAGCUCUGGUCAUCGCUGCUGUUUUAAGCGUCCUGGCGUCUGUAUAUCUGUCGGUGUCGGUCGGUUCGCCCCACUGGUACCGGUACACGAGCCCGCCGGUGCACGCGGAGCACAACGCCACCGAACUGCGCGCGCUGCAGGAAGAGUUUCUGGAUGGAGAGUUCGACGAGAAAACCGCGAGUGACGCGCUCUUCCGCAUGAACGGAACGCUCGGACUGUGGUGGAGAUGCGUUCAGACGCACCCUGACGCGCACUGGUACAAGAAACCCGAUACACAGAUGGUUUUGGAGUGUGUAAGUUUCACUCCGUCACAACAGUUCACACCAAAAUACAAAGAACCAGGAAACCACAACAGUGGAGAAGACAUGAUACGAACAUCUUUGCAGGAUAGAGGACGAACUCUGAUUUCGCUGCUAUUUUAA
Xyrauchen texanus (razorback sucker) is the source of this 570-nucleotide messenger RNA. Its product is annotated as claudin domain-containing protein 1-like. The record is from RefSeq and is a predicted model, not a curated record. The transcript has 4 exons. Bases 124 to 570 code for a protein of 148 amino acids. NCBI's taxonomy places the organism in Eukaryota, Metazoa, Chordata, Actinopteri, Cypriniformes, Catostomidae.